Armigeres subalbatus is the source of this 2040-nucleotide messenger RNA. It is a transcript of the gene fidipidine, whose product is annotated as coiled-coil domain-containing protein 93. Lineage: Eukaryota; Metazoa; Arthropoda; Insecta; Diptera; Culicidae. The record is from RefSeq and is a predicted model, not a curated record. The transcript has 8 exons. The coding region runs from base 127 to 1947 and encodes 606 amino acids. Gene Ontology annotation, biological process: Golgi to plasma membrane transport.
AAAGUCAGCUGCGAGGUUGACAAUGCAAAUUGCAUUCUGUUAUCAUAUUGUUAUACACAUCAUCGAUAACAAAAAAUAUUAUGUUUUCUAAAAACUAAUGGCAAAUUAAACCUAUAAUGUAAUACAAUGGCCUCGAGAAACCUGUUUUCAAAGCACCUGCCAAAUGUAAAGCUCGCCACUCGCUUCGACGCCGACGGGAAUGAGAUCCAGGUUGAACGUCGCGAAGAUGAGGAACAAAAGCGCAAAGAGCAGGAAAUUAUUGAUAUCCUGGUGGGGGCCGGGUAUUACCGAGCGCACAUCCAAGGUUUGUCAAUUUUUGACAAAAUUGUCGGUGGAAUGACUUGGUGCAUCGAGGCUUGCGAUUACGAUGUAGAUGUGGACCUUCUGUUUCACGAGAAUCUCACCAUCGGACAGAAGAUCACUCUCACAGAGAAGAUAGUUGUGGUCCUGCCGAAGAUGAAAUGCCCUUUUCAGUUGGAACCGCAUCAGAUUCAGGGUCUAGAUUUCAUCAACAUCUUCCCGGUAGUGGAGUGGUUGGUCAAACGAUCGGCUGAGAAUCGCAGCGAGAAAGCCGAGAAGCUCAAAAAGCUAGCAGUAUCGCAGUUCCAAAAUUACUUCACACUCCAAUCGGAUAAGGAAACCAAACAAGUGCACUCGAAGCAGUUGGAGAAUCUCCGGGCGGUUGAGGAUCGCUAUAUUCCGAAGCGGCAAUUUAAGCGCACAGAGAAGGGUCCGGAUGACGUCAUGAGUCGGGUGAGGAUAACUUUGAUGGAGUACGGAACGAGAGAUUUUUCCGUCAAGACGAAUGUGGACAUUCCUGAUUUGGACGAUACUCAGGAAUCGGAAGACGUGUUUGAGAGUUUUCUGCAAAGAACGGAACAAGAGCUUGAUUUCGAUAAUUUGUUCAAAAAUUUAUCAGUUGCAAAGGAGCAAAGCAUUUCGGUCGAACUGACGGACGCCGAGAGACAAGCCUUGAACCAACAUUACGAAGAUCUCAAACGUGAAAUGUCGAUCGAUACCAGUCAACUGUCUGAGCAGAACAAAAUUAAAACUAUUUUGGCUACGAAACUUGCAUUGGAAAAAAAGCUCGAACGGAUCAAAGCAUCGAAUAGUAAACUGAAGGACACUUUGCAGCAAGAACAAGCUGAUUCGGAUGAAAUGAGAAACCUGAAGGUUUCGCUCGAAGCAGAAAUUCAUAAUCUGGACAAUAUGGAGAUCAACGAAGAAAAUCAGAAGAUCCUGGCACAUGUUCAGGAGCUGAUUUUGAAGAAUGAAAAAAUGAAACAACAAGAAACCGAAUUUAAGGAAAAGUGCAAAAAGGAACUUGUCGAGCUUCAGGAGAAAAUUGAAAAGGCAGAAACUUCAACUCCCGAUGAAGACAUAGCAGAAAAUCAGAAGCAGUUAGAUUUUGAGUUGGAGCGUUUAAAAUCAUUGCGUUUGCAGCUAGCUAAGAAGAACCGUGCCUUCGUUUCGAUCAAUCGCCAGUUGGACAACAUUCCUGACCGUACUGAGCUGGCUCAGUACCAGAGAAGAUUUCUUGAGCUUUAUAAUCAAGUAAGUGCAACCCAUCGCGAGACGAAGCAGUUCUACACGCUGUACAACACACUUGACGACACCAAGCUGUACCUUGAAAAAGAAAUGUCCUUACUGAACUCGAUCUACGAAAACUAUGGCAGUGCAAUGCAGUCGUUUAAUUCUCGAGAACAAUUCGUUCAACAGUUCGAAACGAUAGUCGAAGGCAUUCGCACCACCAAAGCAAAGGUCAAAACGAAGUGCGAUGACGAACGUGCCAAACGAGACGGCCUCAAUGCACAACUUUUGUGUCUGGUCGAACAGCAGCGUAAAUACGCCGCAACGGUCAAACAACUGACGGCAGAAUGCCAGCGAAAUGAAGCCCUGCUGCGCCGUAACCAGCAUCUUCAAAUGGAACUCGAACCGAACCAAUAAAUUAUUAAUACUAGUUCUAAACUAUAAUCACACAUCGUGCAAAUAAGGAACACGUAAAAUAAACUAUUAUAUUACUUUUUUAUUCCACCAUCA